GAAGACUCGUUGAUGACCGCCGUGCUUUCCAUCAAGUUUCAGGAGACGAUGCGAUGUUAUUGAAUUGGAGUGAGCGCGAUGUCAUGUAGAGGAAGAGAGAUAAUGCGGUAGUGGGAAAGAAAAGGUUUGGGCUCGGAAAAAGAGUUCUUCCUUUGUUAUUUUUCCACUCUUACAAGUCGACAAGGUGCUGUGGCUGAAUCUGGAUAUUGAGGCUGAAGCGAGAACCAGCAUUCCCCAACGAAACAACACAACUUUAAGUCUACGUCCACGAGACUUCUCAGUCUGGGACCUCAACGCAACGUGCUAAGGUAAGGAAGACAAAGACACUGAAUUCUUCGGUGAUCCAUAAUACGUCGCAUGCCCUGGAAGAUACAAGAUUCCAACGGCAUUGCGGGGCCUAUUGUGUCGAAUCUACGCCCUGCUUCAAAUAUGGCCCCCACCGGCCUCUAUAGCCGUUUCAAAGCUUAUUAUACCGGGGAGAAAGAUCCCGAGGUCCCUCCUGUGAGUACUACAACAGCUGUAGCUCUCUUGGUUCUUUAUACCCUUAUCUAUGUCCUCCCUUUCUACAUAUCAUCUACCACUCGACCAUCACCGCAGCUUUCGAGAGACGCCCCGUCAGUGAUCCGAGGUCGCAUACGAUCCGUGACGCUCUCUUGCAUCAUCUGUUCAGUGACUACCUUUGUCAUACUCUCGUCAGUUGAGCAUGGAGAUCCCUUCCAAUCAUUACAUCUGAUGGGUUAUUAUCCAAUUGGGCUGGAUGAAACCGUCAAAACCGUGGCACUCACUGCCAUCCUCUUUGCUGGACCUUUGUUUGAAGCUGGAAUUGCAGAAGGUGGUUGGCGUGACUGGAUCCGCCUGCGUGGUGUAAAUGAGACAGUCAGCGGUUGGAUAGGAUGGCGGAAUUAUGUUGCAGGCCCAUUGACCGAAGAGGUCCUCUUUCGUUCUGCUUCGGUGCCUCUCCUUCUCCUCUCCCAAGUCUCCAACGCAAGAAUUAUCUUCCUGACGCCUGUCGUAUUCGGACUUGCCCACGUCCAUCACUUUUACGAGUUCCGAAUAACGCAUCCGCAUACAUCCAUUAUUGCUGCAUUACUGCGAUCGCUACUGCAAUUCAGCUAUACCACACUUUUUGGAGGCUAUGUCACAUUCAUCUAUAUGCGUAGUGGAAGCUUAUUGAGUGUGAUACUUGUACAUGCAUUCUGCAAUUGGAGGGGCCUUCCUAGAUUCUGGGGACGAAUAAGUGCUGCGGAGACAGUGAUGGGACCUGAUGUAGGCGAAGGAAAGAGGAGUGAGGAUAACCCCACCAAAAAUUCCAAUGAUGAUAAACUUGCCAUUGUAUGGGACAUUGCGUAUUAUCUCAUUCUACUUUUUGGGGCUGUUGCAUGGUAUAAAUCAUUGUGGACGCUAACAGAGAGCGACUCGGCCUUGACCACCUUUUGAACAGGCAAUAGCGUUUCCUAUUCAUAGUAGUCAUGUAAGAUUAUGAUUCACUGCAAAAAAAAUUAAGCGCG
Mollisia scopiformis is the source of this 1508-nucleotide messenger RNA. RefSeq lists its product as uncharacterized. Gene Ontology annotation, molecular function: metalloendopeptidase activity. Gene Ontology annotation, cellular component: endoplasmic reticulum membrane. The coding region runs from base 430 to 1437 and encodes 335 amino acids. Lineage: Eukaryota; Fungi; Ascomycota; Leotiomycetes; Helotiales; Mollisiaceae. The transcript has 4 exons. Gene Ontology annotation, biological process: CAAX-box protein processing. The record is from RefSeq and is a predicted model, not a curated record.